Molecule: messenger RNA, 2288 nt
Organism: Trichomycterus rosablanca
Lineage: Eukaryota; Metazoa; Chordata; Actinopteri; Siluriformes; Trichomycteridae
Gene: snx1a
Product: sorting nexin 1a
Exons: 15
Coding region: 64-2211 (715 amino acids)
Biological process (GO): intracellular protein transport; early endosome to Golgi transport
Cellular component (GO): endosome; endosome membrane
Molecular function (GO): phosphatidylinositol binding
Source: RefSeq, a predicted model, not a curated record
UUUGAUGCCGCCACUCUCUUCUCCACUGUUUGUCUCUGUACUGUGGCAGACUUGAGAGUGAAGAUGGCGGCCGGUUCAGAGCGCAGUCCGCCUCCUUUCCCCGAUUCAGAAGAACAGGAGCCUGAGUUAGACGAGGAUGAGGACAGCGAUGAAGGAGCGGACAUUUUUACCGGCGGUACACUCUCUGCAAUGGAUUCUCCUCCUCCUGGGACCACUGGUGAGCUUCCAAAAGAUAUUUUUAGUAAACCUGAAGAUUCACUCAAUGACCCACUGAAUGAGCUAAAUACUGAACCAGAAAAGGCAGUGAGUGGAGAUUCGAAAGCUGCUAAAGGCUCUCUACCUAAAGAAAAAAAGGCUGGUAAGGAGCCAGUCGAUGUGUUCAGUGAUCCUUUAGGUGAACCUGAAGCUAAAGCAGUACCUGAAAUAAAAACUGCACCUUUUCCGGACCCUAAAGUGGAGCCACCAAAAAGUGACGUCACCAAGAAAGCAGCGCCAUCUGAUGCCAAUACCACGGUCCUUGAUGCACCUCAAAAUGACUUUAAGAAGUCUCAGGACAUUUUUGACGAGCCUUUAAAAGCUGCCGCCCAAGAGCCACCCACUGAUAUCCCUAGCAAGCCUCUAGGUACCGUUACAGCCAGUAAGAAGAUCGUCAGUGCUGAACUGUUUGGCGACGACGAUGAAGAUGACCUGUUUGAGGAGCCUCUCCGAGCUUCAUCGAAGAAACCUCAGGCCCCACUCUUUGACGAGCAGAGUGACGACCUUUUUGCUGAGGCAAGAACUGAGGGAAAAGCUGCCAGUAAAGCGCUUACUGAGCAAUCUAACAUCACAGCUCCACCUGCAGCUGCAAAACCCAGCUCCAAAGCUAAUGGAUUGCACUCUGAAGAGGAUGAUCUGUUUGCAGAGGCCACAGUUGAGCUGUCGCUGGACAGUCCUCGUAAUGACCGCAAGAAGAGAGAGUCAACAAGGGCUUCGGCACCAGCUUCCUCUCUUCCUGCUUCAGCAAGCACCUCCAAACCUCAACCCAAAACCCUGGAGGAGCUGGAGGAAGAGGAAGAAAAGGAGGACAAAUUUGAUUUGAACAUUUCAGUCACAAACCCAGAAAAAGUUGGUGAUGGUAUGAAUGCCUACAUGGCCUACAGAGUCUCCACACAGACUACCCUGUCAAUGUUUCGCAGUAAGCAGUUUACAGUACGCAGACGGUUCAGUGAUUUUCUUGGGAUCUAUGAGAAACUCUCUGAGAAGCAUUCCCAGAAUGGAUAUAUUGUGCCUCCGCCACCAGAGAAGAGCAUUCUGGGAAUGACUAAAGUGAAGGUUGGAAAAGAAGACCCUUCAUCAGCUGAGUUUGUUGAGAGGAGAAGAGCUUCACUUGAAAGGUAUCUCCAGAGACUUGUGUCCCAUCCAUCACUGCUGCAAGAUCCAGACAUGAGAGAGUUUUUGGAGAAAGAAGAGUUACCCAGAGCGCUUAGUACCCAGGCACUGAGCGGAGCCGGGUUCCUCAAGAUGAUCAACAAGGCCACUGAUGCAGUCAGCAAAAUGACCAUCAAAAUGAAUGAAUCAGACAUUUGGUUUGAGGAGAAGCUGCAGGAGGUGGAAAGUGAAGACCAACAGCUCAGGAGACUGCAUGUCAUGGUGGACUCUCUUGUUAACCACAGAAAAGAAUUGUCCAUCAACACAGCAGUGUUCGCUAAGAGCGUGGCAAUGCUGGGUAGUUCAGAGGACAACACUGCACUUUCCAGAGCCUUGUCUCAACUGGCUGAAGUUGAGGACAGGAUUGAACAGCUUCAUCAGGACCAGGCUGCUAAUGACUUCUUCAUUUUUGCUGAGCUCCUUGCCGACUACAUCCGCCUGCUAGGUGCUGUCCGGGCUUGCUUUGACCAGAGGAUGAAGGCGUGGCAACGCUGGCAGGACGCUCAGAACAUGCUACAGAAAAAGCGAGAGACAGAGGCCAAGCUGUUGUGGGCCAACAAACCAGACAAACUGCAGCAGGCCAAGGAUGAGAUUGCUGAGUGGGAGGCAAAGGUCAGUCAGUACGAGAGAGACUUUGAUAGAGUAUCUGCCACUGUACGCAAGGAGGUCAUCAGGUUUGAGAAAGAGAAGACUCGGGAUUUCAAAAAACAAAUUGUUCGAUAUCUGGAGUCUCUGCUACAAUCACAACAUCAGCUGAUAAAGUACUGGGAGGCGUUUUUGCCAGAGGCAAAAGCAAUUGCAUGACCGUGCACAGACACACACAAACACACACAAAUAUACAGGCGCACACACACAAACAAAAAAUAUACAGGUCUGCUUAA